Drosophila takahashii is the source of this 2760-nucleotide messenger RNA. RefSeq lists its product as uncharacterized. Gene Ontology annotation, molecular function: ubiquitin protein ligase activity. Gene Ontology annotation, cellular component: cytoplasm; plasma membrane. NCBI's taxonomy places the organism in Eukaryota, Metazoa, Arthropoda, Insecta, Diptera, Drosophilidae. Gene Ontology annotation, biological process: proteasome-mediated ubiquitin-dependent protein catabolic process; negative regulation of extrinsic apoptotic signaling pathway via death domain receptors; protein K48-linked ubiquitination. The record is from RefSeq and is a predicted model, not a curated record.
ACCUUCAAUUGCUAUUUUUGCCUGAUAAAAAAUUACAAAAAUCAUCGCAAACGCAGCCAGCCGCCUAUGAUUAAGUGCUGAGUGGAUCCCCCACACCCUCGACCGAACCCCCGCCAGGCGGGAACGAUAGCCGAGUGCCGAGCGGCGGCCAUCCAGUGAUUCACGGCGUUGACAUUGAAAAACAAAUGCAAUGCCAGCACAGUGGGCGUGAGCAGCGGAAGGGGAGCAGUGGCCAGGAAGGGCAAGGAUUCAGCGCAAGGACACGGUCGAUAGGAGCAGCUGCCCCACUGUCCAGCGGCCACGAUGCCCUGCGAAAGCUGCGGCGUGGAAUUCACGGUGUUUCGUCGCAAGCGCGCUUGCUUCGACUGCAAACGCUACUAUUGUGCCAACUGCAUUGCGUCCAGGCGCUGCCAACGAUGCUCCGUGUUCGCCCAGCGUCCUUUACUAAGGACAGAUCUAUUAAAGCUCAAGCCCAAGGACCUGAUUUUCUAUCUGCAGUCCAAACACAUCUCCACUGAAGGCUGUCUAGAGAAAGAGGAGCUGGUGGGCCUGGUCCUCACCCAUGUGGCCCAGGUGGACCGGGGCCGUGGCUCGAACGCCUCCUCCAACAGUCCGGGUCGUGGCCAGGCCAACCCCAUCGACAGCCUCAAACAGUCGUGCCAAAACUUCUUCUCCAACCUGACCGACAAUAUAAGCGAUUCGCUAGCCUCGUUCGAUUCCAAAGUCACCACAAAGCCGCCGGAGAGCAGGCAGCCGGAAGCGCCCUCCCACAUCUUCGAGCAGCCCCGGGUGUCCACUCGCGAGAUUCCCACUUACGCCAGUGCCGUAAAUGGCGGGCCGCAACGCGUCCACAUCCAUCAAAGCAGCCAGAGCAGCAGCAGUCCCUCAACUUCCACGCAGGCAUCGAAUAAUCGCGAUGCCAGCGGUAGCAGCCAGGCCCAAGCGGCCCCUGAGGAAGAGGAGGAUAGAGCGGAGGAGCACGACUGCGAGUGUUCAGACGACGAGAUUAUGGCCACGUUCAGUGAGCGCGUUUCGUUGUCGCUCAAAACCGAUACCAGCGCUCGGGUGGUCAGUGUUCCCGCAGCGCCCAGUGGAGGAGGAGGCCCUGGAGCCACCACAGCAGCCAGUCCGGGCUGCUCCAAGCCGGGCUCGAGCAGCUCCAAGGCGGACGCCUCCUCGCAGUCCAGCUUCGAGGAGCUGGGCGCCAUCGGUGGCAUCUCCGACGAGAGCAAGGCCACCACGGAUACCAACAGCAGUCAUCUGGACCAGUGGCAAGUGCUAGAGGUGAACCGCAUCGAUGCGGUGGAGGAAACGCCGACCACGAGCGCCGCCGAGGAGAUCCUGGAGGUCACGCUGCGCAGCAGACCGGCGGUGGAAGGCGACGAAAGCCAGAUGGGCGAUGGGAGCACUCAAACCCUAAAUAUAGAGCAGCGUCCGGCCAACCCAAGUCCAGCGUUACAUCCCGCCGUGCCGCAGCGCACCAAAAAGGUGACCCGCCGACGCUCGGAUGGCUACUUGAAUCGCCGCUACCAUUCCAGCGAUGAUGAGUCGCCGGUGACGCCAGGUGGACCUGGUCUCAGCCUGGGACUCUCCACGCUCAGCGAACAGCCGGAGCACGGCCUGCAUGCGCACUCCCAUCGCCAGAGCUGCCAGCGGUGCGGCAAGAACAAGACAAACAUCCGUCGGCAUGUGGAGAAGAUGCGACGCCAUCUGGAGAACUCGCAAAUGUCCGAGGAGGACAUCAAGCGGGAGCUGCAGGAAUUCCUCACGUACCUGGAGCAGCGCACCAAGUCCGUGGAGGCCUCCGAUGCCGACAGUCAUGCAGUGUCUCCGCUCAGCGUGGACGCGAUCAGCGUGGCAGCUGGCGGCAGAUCACCGGACAUGCCCAUCACGCCGACCAUAGAGUUCUCGCCCACGCAGGAUGAUGAUAUCCGCUGGGACGAUGACGAGGGCAUCCAUGUGUACGCGGCACCUUCCGACUUUGAGCCGGCCGCCGGCAUUGACUCGCGUUUCGUCAAUUUGGAAGACUUUGAGGAUUUAAAAGACUUGGAGGCUUUGACGGUGAAGCAGUUGAAGGAGGUGCUCAUGCUGCACCGCGUCGACUACAAAGGCUGUUGCGAGAAGCAGGAGCUGCUCGACCGCGUCAGCAGGCUGUGGAAAACCAUGCGGGAGUCUCCAGCUGUUGAGAAACUGGCCACGGACGAGCUCUGUAAGAUUUGCAUGGACGCGCCCAUUGAGUGCGUGUUUCUGGAAUGCGGGCACAUGGCCACCUGCACGAGCUGCGGAAAAGUGCUGAACGAGUGCCCGAUUUGCCGACAAUAUAUUGUACGAGUUGUAAGAUUUUUUAGAGCAUAAUGAGACGGCCAACGGUGACUGGAAAUGGUGCAAUGCAAUGGCACAACCAGGUGUACAGCAGCUGUACAGCAAAUCCGGUUGGCGGGACUACAGCGUAUUUGUUUCCUUAAACGGCGCGAGUGCAACAAUAAUCUUAGUUUGAAUAUUCGUUUCUACCGUGUAGUAUGUUGCCAGUAUGUAUGCGUAUAUAUAGUGAACACCCUGAUACCGCUUUCAAAGUGUAUUUAUCUAUUUCAAAUGUGAAAUACUUUUGCUAUUUAUUUUGUUUGUUCUUGUUGUUUGUAUAAAAACGAGAGGUUAUCUAGAUCAACUAACAUUCCUAUAAGCCGCUAAAAAGAUUAAAUCUGUUAUUAACAGUUGUGAAAAACUCGUCUAGAUGCGCAUUUAAACAAUAAAUAUUUUCAA